UGUGCGCUUCAUUUCACUUCGAGCUUUCGUCCAACUGGAAAUACGGUGGUCGCGGUCGACACCGCUUUCUUUUCCACCAAAUGAUACCGCGGCGUGCGCGCGUCUCCGUCGAAAACAAAUGCAAACGCGGGUCGGUCUGUGAAUGAAACAUACAAUAAAUUUAGGCGCAUGUCUAAGCCCAGCUUCUCACGCAAUGGCCGCCAGCUCAGGAGACACGGAUGAGUUGCAAUUAAUCGGCUGAAGACAAUGCCAUGAAGAACGUAAACAAACGUGUGUAAAUUAAAGAAAAGAGAGAGUGCAAAUGAAAAAAGGAGGAGAACAAGAAGUAAUGGCAACAACAGCAGCAGCAUUGGCGACUGCGACGCCGGCAGAGGGAGCAAGUGCCAAUUGGAAUUUCCUUGGAUGCUGAUGGUCGUCUUGUAAUGCCGUAGUGCUGCUUCCAAUACAUACAUCUAUGUGUAUAUGUGCGUGCGUUAGUGUGUUUGUGUUAAACCGUGUGUUGUGUGCCGCUGAAAAUAGCCAAAAAUAACGGAAGGUGGAAGAACUGCAGAAAAGCGAAAUGUGCAACCAAAGCGAAGCAGCGCAAAAAUAAAAACCAUAAAGUAUAACAAGAAGACGUCGACGCAGUGGAAAAGCGUUAACCAAAAAAACCACAGAAAAAAUUAAACCAAAGCCCCAAAGCCGAGGAACGAAAAGCGAAGAAAACGUCAAAGUUGCCAACUUUUCCACCGCAGCAGCAGCAGCGUCAGUGGCGUCAGCAGCGACGCCCGACUGCAGCCAGCAUCGCACUGGCAACAAAAACUAACGAUGCCUGGUCUUGUGGUCUUCAGACGCCGCUGGUCAGUCGGCUCUGAUGAUCUCGUGGUGCCGGGCGCAUUUCUCCUGACAAUUCAUUUCAUUUGUUUUGUGAUUGUUGGCUUCUCGUUGGGUUUCUUUGAGUAUAAUACACGAAUUUUAAGUAUAAAACUAUUGUUCUAUCAUCUAAUAGGCUACUUGUUGAUACUAUUUUUUUCAAUAUGCGUAGAAAUAGGUAUAUGUGUGAUCUCGAUGCGGGGCAGCAUUCUGGAUGCCGAGGCGCGUACUUCGAUCAACAUCUGGAUAUAUCUCAAGAGCUUGGUAAUUCUCUUCGAUAUUGCCUGGCUGGUGGUGGGCUCCGUUUGGCUGGGUCAUUAUUAUGCCACCUCACCCAUCGAUGAUCCCAAAAAGGUCUAUAUAGCCAUUAUCAUCUGCAAUUGGGUACUGGUGGUGAUAACGCUUAUCACAAUAUGGUGCACCUUCGAUGCAGCCGGCAGAUCCUGGGUGAAGAUGAAGAAGUACCAGCGUUCCAUGCGGGAAACAGAGUCGCGUUUCAAUUACAAGAGGAGCAAUAGCAUGAAUCGCAACUGGCGACAAAGGAAAGUAAUGCGCGCCUACCAGGACAGUUGGGAUCAUCGUUGUCGGCUGUUAUUCUGCUGUAUGGGUUCAUCGGAACGCAACCGGAACUCAUUCACGGACAUUGCCCGCCUGCUGAGCGAUUUCUUUCGGGAACUGGAUGUGGUGCCAUCGGAUGUGGUGGCCGGUUUGGUUCUGCUUCGAAAGUUCCAGCGGCUAGAGCGUGAGGCCAUUGUGAGGCAGCGCAAGAAUGGCACCUAUGAGUUCCUCAGCGGUGUUCCCAUCACAGAGCGGACCCAGUUCCUAGCACUCAACGAUGCCAAAAACUAUGACUUCUUUCAGACGGUCAUCCAUUACAUGUACUUUGCCCAAGGUGCCUACGGCUGGCCCAUGUACGUCAUCAUAAAUCGCACCAAAAUGUGGCACCUGCUGCCGGAAUUGAAGUGCUUUGGCUGUUGCUGUGGCAGUGGCGAUGAUGCCGAGGUAAUCCAGGACAAUUGCUGUCUCUGCAACUACGCGGCGCUGAAGAAAACCCUGCAGCUGGGCGAUAUUGACAUUGUCUAUGCCACCUAUCAUGUGGAUGUGGGUGAAACGCCCUUCUUUGUGGCCAUCGAUUAUACGCAGCGGGCAAUUGUGAUCAGUAUCCGGGGAACGUUGAGUAUGAAGGACAUCCUGACGGAUCUAAAUGCCGAGGGUGAGGUCCUGCCACUUCAUCCGCCUCGCGAUGAUUGGUUGGGCCACAAGGGCAUGGUGCAAGCAGCAAUUUACAUACGCAACAAGCUGCAACAGGAGAAUCUCAUUGAGAAGGCGUUGCAACGAAAUCCGGAUAGGCAUACGCAUACCUUCGAUUUGGUGCUAGUGGGACACUCACUGGGUGCCGGCACGGCGGCUAUACUGGCCAUUCUGCUGAAACCCGAUCAUCCCACGCUGCAGUGCUUCAGCUAUUCGCCACCAGGCGGUCUGCUCAGUAUGCCCGCCGUGGAGUACUCCAAAUCAUUCAUAACCUCGGUGGUGCUGGGCAAGGAUGUGGUGCCGCGCAUUGGUCUCAACCAAAUGGAAGCCCUGCGAGCGGAUCUCAUCAAUGCCAUCCAACGCAGCGUGGAUCCCAAGUGGAAGACAAUUUCCUGUUCGGUCAUUUGCUGUGGCUGCGGUCCGGAGCCCACCUCUGUGGUGAACAUGUCCGGCCAGGACACGCACAUCAAUCAGUACCAGGAGGAGCGUGGCACUGCCCGUUCGACCAGCGCUCAUCCGACGGAUAGCUCUAUAGCUUUAACCCUGCAUCAGCCCCUGUAUCCGCCCGGUCGCAUCAUUCACAUAGUGCGGCAUCAUCCCAAGCCUGACGAGUGA
This is a messenger RNA of Drosophila serrata, 2718 nucleotides long. It is a transcript of the gene inaE, whose product is annotated as inactivation no afterpotential E. Gene Ontology annotation, cellular component: dendrite membrane; postsynaptic membrane; cytoplasm. The record is from RefSeq and is a predicted model, not a curated record. Gene Ontology annotation, molecular function: lipoprotein lipase activity. Gene Ontology annotation, biological process: diacylglycerol catabolic process; arachidonate metabolic process. NCBI's taxonomy places the organism in Eukaryota, Metazoa, Arthropoda, Insecta, Diptera, Drosophilidae.